GAGUGCCGCUUACAUUUGAUCAACGAUGCAAGGGACAUGUGGCUGAAAUCGGUAAGAGAUAUGCUUUAAAAAGUAGACAUCACUUAGUUUAUAUAAAAGAUGACUAAGAAGAAAGAUGCGUUCAAUCGACAACUACAAAAGAGAAAACAAAAACCCAAGGUGAAAGAUUCCGUUUUGCGGCAAAGUUAAGGGCAAAGUGUUUUUUUUUUUUUUUUUCGUAGAGCUUCCAUUUGAACGCAGUGUAUGAGGAGGGGAACGAUUGUAUGGAGAUUUUCACAUAUAUUGCAGGCCUUUGUGUCGGAGAUGUGUACUAGGCGGCUUCCUUGUUCGGACGGCGCAUGUUGCCAAAAGUAACAUGUAGUUGAACCUGACAUUUUGCUUCGAAUAUGCACAAUUUGCUCAAGAACUAGCGGGAAAGUAAAUUAAAUGGACAAGAAGGUCGACAGUACCGAUGCGUCAUACCGGUCUGUGCCGGAUCAACAAUGUCAAAAUGUCGCUGCUUAAGCACGACAGCUGCGAACCUACGAAGUGUGCGCAAAUGACUAAUAUAGGCAGGAAAUGGUAUAUAUAAAUACAGGGGUGGCUAUACUCUCACGAGUCCGUUUUUCUAGAGGAACCUUCUAUGAUACGCCAUGCUGGCCUCUCAAAUAUUACGGAAGUGUGGCAUCAUUGCAACAUUGCUUCUGGUGAUUUUCGUCACCAGCUGUGACCUUAUAGACAUCGAUUGGGGAUAUGACACGGACGACUAUGAUUAUGUUCCUGGGAGAUCGUGCCAGACAAACUCCGACUGUGCGCCAUCUACGAAAUACUGUUGCCUGAUACAAAACCCUAAAUUCAAAUGGGGCAGCUGUAAUUAUCGAGGUGUACAAGGGUGGAAAUGCAGCAACAAGCUUUACAGGACUGUAGAGAAUAACAACUACGAGGCUCCAUACCUAUACUUCUGCCCGUGUGUGCAACCAGACUACUCAUGUCACCGGGAGCACGGUCUAGCAGAUGUCGGCACUUGUGUACCAUACGGUCCAGUGAAACGUGGUUGAUGCCCAAUGAAAAUAUUUCGCCAGCCCCAGAAAUAGGGGCUUUCAUAU
Messenger RNA from Dermacentor andersoni, 1085 nucleotides. The record is from RefSeq and is a predicted model, not a curated record. NCBI's taxonomy places the organism in Eukaryota, Metazoa, Arthropoda, Arachnida, Ixodida, Ixodidae.